Manduca sexta (tobacco hornworm) is the source of this 2426-nucleotide messenger RNA. Its product is annotated as xenotropic and polytropic retrovirus receptor 1. Bases 301 to 2313 code for a protein of 670 amino acids. Gene Ontology annotation, molecular function: inositol hexakisphosphate binding. Gene Ontology annotation, biological process: phosphate ion transport; cellular response to phosphate starvation. The transcript is spliced from 11 exons. The record is from RefSeq and is a predicted model, not a curated record. Lineage: Eukaryota; Metazoa; Arthropoda; Insecta; Lepidoptera; Sphingidae. Gene Ontology annotation, cellular component: plasma membrane; cytoplasm; Golgi apparatus.
AUUUAAAUGUCAAACAUCACUACAGACCAGCCUGUCAAAAUCAGUUUUGUAAAAUUUUCUUUUUUAUCACAAAAUAUUAAAAGAAGAAAUAAAAUAUGAGAACAAAUUACAAAACUGUAUAUAAAUUGUAGCGUAACACCAUAAGCAUUCCAGUGUUUGUUUAAUCGUAUUAUGUCCAUUAUAUUGAGGUCACCGUUAUCUCGUUUAUCGUAAAGCAAACUGUGUAUCAAACUAGUUGUUUUAUUGUGCAUUAUUUUAAAGUGAUCGUUGUGAUAAAGACGUGUGUCUGGCGGGUAGAAAAUGAAGUUCGCGGAACAUUUGAGUGCCCACAUAACGCCCGAGUGGCGGAAACAGUACAUAAACUAUGAAGAAAUGAAAGCGAUGCUAUACACAGCCGUAGAGGAGGCGCCGUCUGCGGAAAAUGUGGAGCCCGAGGUUCUUUCCCGUCACUUUGCUAACUUUGAUGAAACAUUCUUCCAUUACUGUGAUCAAGAGUUGAAAAAGAUUAAUACAUUUUAUUCAGAAAAACUUGCUGAAGCGACGCGUAAAUUCGCCACGUUGCAGAGCGAGUUGAAGUCGCAUUUCGACACUAUAAAGCCGAAAAGCAGUGGUGACAGUAAAAAGGCGCCACUGCCGCGACGGAAAGUACAGGAAUUGAAGCUGGCCUUUAGCGAAUUCUACCUUAGUUUAAUUCUACUGCAAAACUAUCAGAACCUAAACUAUACAGGCUUUAGGAAAAUAUUGAAGAAACACGAUAAGUUAUUAAACGUAAGCAACGGUGCACAAUGGCGUGCCGUACACGUAGAAACGUCGCAUUUCUACACAAACAAAGACAUAGACAGGUUGAUAAGCGAUACGGAGGCGACAGUGACCAACGACCUGGAGGGCGGCGACCGGCAGAAGGCGAUGAAGAAGCUGCGCGUGCCGCCGCUCGGGGAACAGCAGAGUCCGUGGACCACGUUCAAAGUGGGCCUGUUCUCCGGCUCGUUCAUAGUGUUGUUCAUCACUGUUGUGUUGUCCGCACUGUUCCACGAGGGCGGCACGGAGAACAUCAAAACAGCCUUCAGAUUAUAUCGAGGACCAUUCCUGUUAGUCCAAUUUAUAUUUUUAAUAGGCAUCAAUGUGUACGGAUGGCGUUCGUCAGGAGUGAACCACGUGUUAAUAUUCGAAUUAGAUCCAAGGAAUCAUCUAUCAGAACAACAUUUGAUGGAGUUGGCGGCAAUUUUCGGCGUCGUUUGGGCACUUAGUAUAUUAAGUUUUAUAUACAGUGCAAGUUUGAGUAUACCGCCGUUCGUGAACCCGCUAGCCCUGGUGAUAAUAAUGCUGGUGUUUCUCGUCAAUCCGUUCAAAGUGUUCCGACACGAGGCGAGAUUCUGGUUCUUGAGGAUAUGUGGGCGCAUCAUGGCGGCGCCGUUCGUGCCGGUGCUGUUCGCUGAUUUCUGGCUCGCGGACCAGUGGAACUCGUUCGCGGCCGCCUUCCUCGACUUCCAUUAUUUGAUAGCGUUCUACGUGGCGGGCGCUGAUUGGUUCAAUGUUAACAACGCGUUCGAAUCAACCCAGUGGUUCAUAAUAACCCGCGCGGUUGUGAACAUAGUGCCCGCGUGGACGCGUUUCUGGCAGUGCCUGCGCCGGUACCGCGACAGCCGCGAGGCGUUCCCGCAUCUCGUCAACGCCGGCAAGUACUCCACCACGUUCUUCGUUGUGCUGUUCUCGACGCUGCGGACUAUAUACAGAGAUCGAUAUACCGACUCGUACGACAACCCGUUCCUGUACGCGUGGUUCGCGUGCCAGCUUGUUUCCUCGUUGUACACGUACACGUGGGACGUGAAGAUGGAUUGGGGCCUGUUCAGUUGUGGACCAGGCGCCGAGAACAAGUUCCUUAGGGAGGAGAUCGUUUAUAGUCCAGGGUUUUACUAUUUCGCGAUAGUGGAGGACUUCGUGCUGCGGUUCAUAUGGACGGUGUCGUUCGUUCUCACCGAACAUGACUACGUCAGCUCCGAGACCAUGGUCUCCAUACUGGCGCCGCUUGAAGUCAUCAGACGUUUCAUCUGGAACUUCUUCCGCCUGGAGAACGAGCACCUCAACAACUGCGGCAAGUUCCGAGCCGUGCGCGACAUCUCCGUGGCGCCGCUCGACUCCUCCGACCAGGCCGACAUCAUACGCAUGAUGGACCACCCGGACGGCGUCGUUAACAGAUCAACUAAAAAGAAGAAUACGAAAAAGACAAAAGAGAGCGAUAGAAGACCUCUGCUGAAGAAGGAAUCUAUCCAAGACCUGCAGCUAGAGCUGGACCUGUCCUCCAAGAUGUUAUAACCAACUGUGAUACACUUAGUACUUAUAUUUGUAGCAAAUGUUAUACAUAAGUAUUAUUCGAAUUAUAUUUAUAGUAAAAUAUCUUUUUAGUAAAUAUUCGUUUUGUUUUCGAA